UUAACCCCAAGAAAACAAACUGACCAAACAGGCUCAAAUUUCUCGGAAACACUUCUGAACAUAUGGGACGACGCUACGCGUCAUUUGGAAUAAAUUCCUCGAAUUGAACUGCACAAUCAAAACAAAAACAUUUUUCAGGAAUUGGAAGCAGACGCGGCGAAUUAAAGGAAAGCUGCUCCAAUGAUGGUUGCGUGGAAAUUGAUCGCUUGUUUUCAAUUAUUGUUCACAUUGCUACUACUCGUAUCUCCCCAUCGCCUUGCAAAUGCUUCAUCUUCGAAACCCAACAAAACUGCGCAGCCAAUUUGCAGUAGGGAGUGUAUUGUACAGGACUGCAAUUCUCUGGGAAUUAAAUACGGGAAAUACUGCGGAGUAGGAUGGAGUGGUUGCCCUGGAGAAAAGCCCUGUGACGAUCUCGACGAGUGCUGUAAACAGCACGAUGAAUGCGUCGAGAAGAAAGGGAUGAUGAAUGUCAAAUGCCAUGAAAAGUUUAAGAAGUGUAUUAAGAAAGUUCAGAAGUCUGGAAAAGCUGGAUUUUCUAAGAAAUGCCCAUAUGAUGUGGCAGUGCCAACAAUGACACAGGGUAUGGAUAUGGCAAUUAUGUUCAGCCAGUUUAACAGCCCUGGGUAUGAAUUAUAAGGACCAUUUGUCAAUUAUGUUCAUUUAAGAUGAACACUUUCACCAUUCUUUGUUUCAGACUGGGAAUCAUAGUGAAAACUUGGAGUAAAAGAAUAUUAUAUUCUUCAAUUCAAAAUGUGUACUCCUCCAUGUCUGAAAAUCAUUUUUUGUUGAUGUUAUUCAUGCCAAAGAAAUAUAUUUCCUUACUCCAUAAUGUUUAUUUU
Messenger RNA from Cryptomeria japonica (Japanese cedar), 839 nucleotides. RefSeq names its product probable phospholipase A2 homolog 1. Bases 181 to 636 code for a protein of 151 amino acids. Gene Ontology annotation, biological process: arachidonate secretion; pollen tube growth; lipid catabolic process. Lineage: Eukaryota; Viridiplantae; Streptophyta; Pinopsida; Cupressales; Cupressaceae. The record is from RefSeq and is a predicted model, not a curated record. Gene Ontology annotation, molecular function: A2-type glycerophospholipase activity; calcium ion binding. The transcript has 4 exons.